CAGGAGGGAGGGGGGCUCUGUGAGCAGAAGGCGCAGGCGCUGUGCCGGGAGGUGUGAUUGAAAACGACCAGCUACAGCACCGAGGAGGGGAGCCCAGCUCCUAAAUGUGACUGAUCCCCUUCGCAAAGCGCCCGUACAGACCAGGCCGCCCAUGAAAAGAAGCAAAGGGCUUUAAGGCGCCGCCGACUCAUGUGCAUCGCAUCCCCUGGACCUGUUUCUUCCUCCAUCUCGGCGCAUUGAUCAUCGCGGGCUGCUGGCCACGUCCUCCUCAGCGAUGUUUUUCUCCAUCUGAAACACUGGGGGGGAUUAUUCCACACCGGUUCGGUAUCUGAGACUUGCGAAGUGAAAUAACGGGUCAGUAUGCUUUUACUGCCCUUGCAAAGCAGAAGACGCUUGAAUUGCUUUGGUCCGGGAGUCUUAUGCUUGCAGAUCCUGACGUGGAUUUUAUGUGCCGUGUAUGGAGAAGAGCAGGGUUUCAGCGUGGAGGCCUGGCUGCAGCGGUACGGCUACCUCCCCAGCACCGACCCGCGGAUGUCAGUGCUGCGCUCCGCCCAGACCAUGCAGUCGGCUAUCGCUGCCAUGCAGCGCCUGUACGGCCUCAACGUCACCGGCACGCUGGACAUGGGGACCAUUGACUGGAUGAGGAGGCCGAGGUGCGGCGUGCCAGACCAGACGGGCGGUGGCUCCAAGCUCAACGUGAGGCGCCGGCGUUAUGCCCUCACAGGGCAGAAGUGGCAACACAAGCACAUCACUUACAGCAUAAAGAACGUGACACCCAAAGUGGGUGUGGCUGAGACGCACAACGCCAUCCGGAGGGCCUUCGAUGUGUGGCAGAGCGUGACGCCCCUGCGCUUCGAAGCCGUGCCCUACAGCGCCCUGGAGAACGGCAAACGUGACGUCGACAUCACCAUCAUCUUUGCCUCUGGAUUCCACGGCGACAGCUCUCCAUUUGAUGGCGAGGGGGGGUUUUUGGCGCACGCCUACUUCCCGGGACCCGGAAUCGGAGGGGAUACUCAUUUCGAUUCGGACGAACCAUGGACUUUGGGGAAUCCUAACCACGACGGGAACGACCUCUUCCUGGUGGCUGUGCACGAACUGGGCCACGCCCUGGGCCUGGAGCACUCCAACGAUCCCACCGCCAUCAUGGCCCCCUUCUACCAGUACAUGGAUACGGAGAACUUCAAGCUGCCACAGGACGACCUGCUGGGCAUCCAGAAAAUAUACGGUCCCCCUGACAAAGUUCCCCAGCCGACCCGGCCACUACCGACGGUCCCGGCCCCCCGCUCCCACCCACCCGACCCCCGCAAGCACGACCGCCAGACUCGGCCGCCCCGGCUGCCCUCCGGAGACAAGCCUACGUACCCCAAUGUCAAGCCCAACAUCUGUGACGGCGGCUUCAACACGCUGGCGAUCUUGCGGCGGGAAAUGUUUGUCUUUAAGGAUCAGUGGUUCUGGCGAGUCCGAGACAAUGCUGUGAUGCCCGGCUACCCCAUGCAGAUUUCAUACUUUUGGAGAGGGCUGCCACCAAAGAUCGACGCCGUGUAUGAGAACAGCGAGGGCAAGUUUGUCUUCUUCAAAGGGAACCGCUUCUGGGUCUUCAAGGACACGACGCUCCAACCCACCUAUCCGAAGGACAUCUCCUUGUUCGGGAGCGGAAUGCCGACGCAGAACAUUGAGACAGCCGUAUGGUGGGAGGACGUGGCGAAGACCUACUUCUUCAAAGGAGAUAGAUACUGGAGAUACAAUGAGGAGAUGAGGACCAUGGACCCGGGAUACCCCAAACCCAUUACAGUAUGGAAGGGCGUCCCAGCAUCUCCCCAGGGGGCAUUUGUGGACAAGGCUAACGGCUUUACCUACUUCUACAAAAACAAGGAGUAUUGGAAGUUUAACAACCAGAAGCUGCGCGUUGAGCCGGGAUACCCCCGCUCCAUUCUGAAGGACUUCAUGGGCUGCGAUGGCUUGACGGACCGGGACCGGGAGCCGGACGUGGGCCGGGACCGGGAGAGGCGCCCCCCAGUGGAGGAGGACGACGUGGACGUGGUGAUCAAGCUGGAGAGCGCGGCGGGCACGGUGAAGGUGGUGGCCAUCGUGAUCCCGUGCGUGUUGGCGCUCUGCCUGCUAGUGCUGCUCUACACGGUGGUGCAGUUCAAGCGCAAGGGCACGCCCCGCCACAUACUGUACUGCAAGCGCUCCAUGCAGGAGUGGGUGUGAACCCCCCCCACCCCCCGGGGGCUGUCGCUGACGUCGGCGGGGAUGGGAGCGGAGCCUAAACCCCUUCCGUUUUGCCGAGGGGCAGUGGGCCUUCAUGGACGCCCCCCGCCCCCCCAGGGAUAGUGUUUGACCACUCCCCCCAUGUUGGCCCCUCCCCCUCGCAUCUGCUCCGUGUGCCCGUGUGGGACGGGAGGAAGGUUUUCGGAUCGGACGCUCCCCACAAUGCACCCCGUCAGUCUCCAUCAGAUCCAGUCUCACUUUGGCUGAGUGAAGCUGCCAAGUUUGUACCAUAACUUUUCCCCGUCCCUGAUACACCCUUUAAAAGCUCAUCACAUUUGACCAUUGUUUCUACAUAAUUUAUUUGUACUGUUUCUUUUCUGUUAAAGUACUAUUCCCUUUAACUUCAGAUGAAAAGAAAUACCCAAACCAAAUAAGCUUUUUUGUCCAAAGAGGAUGGUUUUUCUUUUUUUUUUUUGUUAAAUCGCUCCUUUAUUUAUUUUUCUGUUGUUUCCAUUGCUUCUCUGCCUCUCAAAUCCUCACUUUGCUGGGGACUAAGACUUUGACUGUUGUGGCAGUCUGUGUCAAAACAGGGGCCAAAAUUUCUCUGCAAUAUUUUUUUAAACCGCCUUAAUUACAGAUUACAUCGUGUUUUCUCUCUCUUUCUCUCUCUCAGACACACACACACACACACACACACACACACACACACACUGCUUGGUUUAUUUGUCCAUAACUGGCAUUCAUAUCCCCUGUUUCUGUUUGUCCCUUGAUGAAUAGGCGUCCGUUUAUAGAUUUCGCCGGUAUUGGGUCAGCCAGGGAGGAGGAUGGAUAAGCUGAGCGUAAACACAGAAUAUAUCGAUCGCUACCAGUGAAGUUCACAGUCGCAUUUGCGGGAAUUUUCCAGAUGAACGCCAGGAUAUCAUAUCUCUGUCCGUCUGACUAUAUUACAUUGUUAUUACAAAUGCAAGGUUGAAGGAUAAAUACGGAAAUUAAAUCCAGCUGUAGUCUCUGCGCCAAUCAUCAUAGGACUGAGAAGUCCUCUUUUCACAAAUUACUUCAACAGGGGCUCUGAAAUGACUACACAAAGGACGAGAAAAUGACCGAGGCCUCGCAGUACAAAGCCUGUGAAAUAGGCCUACCACAGCAGGAGAGCCCCCACUGUAAUAAAGCUACAAUAAAGGAGCCUCAUGAUUCAACUGGUGCACGUUGGUGGUUCUGACAGAGGAGGAACCUUCUACACAGAUCAUCACGCGAGAAGCCCUUGGCCACGCCCCCAUGUCGCUAAAACAAGCGCCUGGUUACGAUAUUCCGUUUUUUUUUCUUUGUGCAAAGUUAAAAUACUUCGUUAGCAGCUAUAUGUACGAUCCAGACUCCUGACCUUUGGUGGGAAAAGACUUGAGCGAAAUCCGUCAGCCGACGACUCGAAAUGCUGUGGAACUUUCCGCGUUAUUAAUGUAUAAUAUAAAUGUACUGUAGUGGUCGUGAACCGUUAAGGAGAUCAUAUUUAUUGCCAUUUAAUAUAUAACUGCUUUAUCUGCUGGCUAGGAGCCCUCAGCUCUAAGACAUAAACUCCCUGCCCUACAUCACGGGAGGGGUGUCUUUGGGUUUUAAGGCAAACAGGUGCCCCGCCUAAUUCAUUUAAUAAAGGACGUUUGCUUCAAAACGACUUUUUUUUUUUUGGAAUAUUCUAGACACAGUAUAUAGUGUAGAUACUGUUCUUUGAUAUACAGACUUAUGCAGUAUUUUCAGGAACAAAGACUUGCUACUUUGAGGUCUGAAAUAUUUGAAGAUUUUUUUUGUUUUCUCUGGCCAAAUGUAAGAUGGCGAUGUGGCGCCUCCCUUUGUACAUAACAGGAAAUGUCCAGUGUUGUUGACUAUGGUUAGGGAGGAGCCACCGGAGCCUUAUGCAAACCUUGCCAUCGCCUUGGCCAUGUUUCACGGGGGGUUACCUCAGCGGGACUGUUCCGUACCUGGCCACUAGGGACCCGGCCCUUACUUGGUUGGAGCUUGGUUGGAUGUGGUCCCCAUCCUCACCAGACAAGCCCCCCCAUGUGCUUAGCCUGCAAGGUAUGGAUCAAUACCAAUAGUACUGUAAGUAAUUAGCACCAGUAGCUAACACAGAUCAGUUUGGACCCUACAGUAAGACCAGAACGACAAGGACCCCCCCCCAGGUCAGUCUGCUCCUCUCAUAAUAUCUUCAUGGCAACAAUGCAAAAUGGCCUUUUUAGCAAUUUUCAGCCAGUUCUGGGUUCGAUCACUUUCCCCUUUUCUGCGCUAAUGUUUUCCUUUCGAACACCGAGUGUCAUCAGACCGAGCGAGUCGAGUCCUCGUAGCUUCCCGAGGGUCCGGAUACAGGGUCACCACCUAUAGUGGGGAUCCGUUGUAGGUAAUGAGAUGGGGCAGCCAGAGAUACCUGUGAAGGUCUGUUGGCUGGACGAAGAACGUAUAUCUUUAAAAAAAAGUGUUUUAAUGUUUACAGUUACUGAUGUAUCUUGGAAAUGCGCUGGACUGUGUCCGUGUUUUUUUUGGAGAGUGCAUGCUAUUGGUUUCCUUUUAUCAUUCUGGCGAAGAGAGAGCCCCGCCCCCAC
This is a messenger RNA of Paramormyrops kingsleyae, 4799 nucleotides long. RefSeq names its product matrix metalloproteinase-16-like. The record is from RefSeq and is a predicted model, not a curated record. Gene Ontology annotation, cellular component: plasma membrane; extracellular matrix. Gene Ontology annotation, molecular function: metalloendopeptidase activity; zinc ion binding. Gene Ontology annotation, biological process: proteolysis; extracellular matrix organization; collagen catabolic process. NCBI's taxonomy places the organism in Eukaryota, Metazoa, Chordata, Actinopteri, Osteoglossiformes, Mormyridae.